CGCUACGCAGGCGCACUGCGGCCAGGCGCCGGGCAAAGCGGAGGGCAGGAGCCCGGCCGGCGGGUGCGCGCUCCAGGGCGCGCGGGGAGCGAGGCGCGCGCCAUGGAACAGCGGUUAGCCGAGUUCCGAGAGGCCAGGAAACGGGCCGGGCUGGCGGCCGAACCCAACACUUCGAGCCGGAGUGCACAAACCUCAGGGAAGAAGGCGGAAGCAGCUGCGACUCCAAAGGCAGCUCCAGGCUGGCUAAAACGGUUCCUGGUGUGGAAACCGAGGCCCGCGAAUAUCCGGGCCCAGCCCAGCCUCGCUCAGGAAGUGGCUCAGCCGGGGAGCAGCACGUCACAGCCACCACGGAACACAGCCAUUCCUCUGCCUUCACCACAGGACCAGUCUUUCCUGAUCAACAUCACCUUCUUGAAGGUUCUUCUCUGGUUGGUCUUGCUGGGAUUGUUUGUGGAACUGGAAUUUGGCCUGGCCUAUUUUGUCCUCUCCUUGUUCUACUGGAUGUAUGUCGGGACACGAGGCCCCGAGGAGAGGAAAGAGGGAGAGAAGAGCGCCUACUCGGUGUUCAACCCAGGCUGCGAAGCCAUCCAGGGCACCCUGACAGCAGAACAGUUGGAACGCGAGUUACAGUUUAGACCCCUCGAGGGGAGAUAGGCCCUGCUCUCUUGCAGCUAGCCUCCCACAUGGCUCCCUCAUAGCCUCUGGACAUGGGCUCGUGGGUUUGAUUUCAAGUGCCCAAGACCUUAUAAGAGCAGCUUGCAGGUUAGUUCUGUGGCUGUGAACUUCUGCAUUCUUUCCCCAAUCUUCUGCUGCGGUUUUAUCAUUGAACUUCUCUUUGGUUUUGGUGAAACCCCUUGAAUGACACUCAGUGUGGAUAUGAUGCCCUUUAUAAAAAGUACAUACUCAAAAAAGAGAGCUGUUUGUCUCAUUAUUUGAGAGAGGCACUUGUAAAGCAGUAGAAAGGGAUUGGGGAGAUAACUUUAAAACACCCAGCUGUUUGAAGGAAUGGUGUGUUAAAAUAAAUGUUCUCUUUAAGUCUUUUCGUAUAUGCUAUAAAGCAUUUUUUCCCCCCUGAAAAAUUUAAGUUGCAAGUUUUUGUUUUUUGGGUUUUUUUGUUGCUGUUGAUGAUGUUUGUUUUUUCAUUGUUUUUUGGUUUUUGUUUUGUGUUUUCUGCUUUAAAUCUUGCUUUUUUUUUUUUUUCAGUCAUUAAUGGUAAUGAAAAAUAAAACAGCUUCAAAAUACUUGCUUUUCAGAAACAGAUCCCCAUUGCCCAUCACCAUCUUCCAUUCUCCUCAGUUAUUCUGCUCCCACUUAAUGAAGGAAGAUUAAGAGAAGACAGAGUCCUAAGUGACAGGUUACCUUAGGUUAUACAUCUGCUCGCUUGCCUGGGCCUAUCAGGGCCGUGUUCACAGCAGCCUAUCAGAUGUGCACAUCGCUGUCACGUGGGAAAAAAGGCUGAGAACCUGAGGACCAGCAACAAAGCAGAGUUCAGGCAGGCACACUGGAGUGAACUGGUGAGAAAGAAGUCUUAUAAAUGAUGUCUGCACUCCUAACCCUUUGGCACGUGUCUUUCAUUUGGUGAUUGGUUGGCUAUUUAUUGGUUUUAUCCUAAAAGGCCCUAAGUGAUCUGGCUCCUUCUUGCCUUUCCCAGUUAUAUUCACUUCCUUCAUGUUCAUCAUACACAAGGGUUUAGCAAAAAUGGUUUGGCCUUGCUCUGUACGGGGCCAGACAGAAAAACUUUUGUUGAUCAUACUGUCUCUGCCACAACGACUCAGCUUGGCUAUUAUAGAGCCAAAGCAGCCAUAUGUGACAAUAUGUGAACAGAUGAGAAUGCCAGUAAAACUUUGUUUAUAAAACCAGGCAGUGAGCCGUAGUUUGCUGACCCCUCCUCGAACACACACAAUAAGCUUCUGCUUCAGGGUCUUUGCACUAGCUGUUCCUUUGCUUAGAACUCACUUCCCUUAGAUGAUCCUGGGACUUUUUUCCCUUGCUCCGGUCAGAUCUUUCUGCUAUCACAUCAUCCAAAAGACCUUCCCUGUCCCUCUCCCACCCCCUCCCCAACCCCCAAGUACAAGAUAGCACCACUCC
Molecule: messenger RNA, 2088 nt
Organism: Felis catus (domestic cat)
Lineage: Eukaryota; Metazoa; Chordata; Mammalia; Carnivora; Felidae
Gene: SAYSD1
Product: SAYSVFN motif domain containing 1
Exons: 3
Coding region: 103-654 (183 amino acids)
Source: RefSeq, a predicted model, not a curated record